Messenger RNA from Astyanax mexicanus (Mexican tetra), 1565 nucleotides. Its product is annotated as receptor activity-modifying protein 1. Gene Ontology annotation, biological process: intracellular protein transport; regulation of G protein-coupled receptor signaling pathway; receptor internalization. The transcript is spliced from 4 exons. Gene Ontology annotation, molecular function: coreceptor activity. Bases 661 to 1086 code for a protein of 141 amino acids. The record is from RefSeq and is a predicted model, not a curated record. NCBI's taxonomy places the organism in Eukaryota, Metazoa, Chordata, Actinopteri, Characiformes, Acestrorhamphidae. Gene Ontology annotation, cellular component: membrane; cell surface; signaling receptor complex.
UCAGACCAGCGAAAGCAAUGAAGCUCUCCUAACCAGUGUGGUGUUUACCACUUGUGUCCACAUUUGUCAAAUAUCUGACAUACAGCAUGAGUGUGUGAGUGGUGGAUCUGUUUGUCAGGGGUGGAAGAGGAGGGCUGUUAAAUGGGUUUUAAACACAGCUGUUGAAGCCACUUAUCCGUAGACGCUUCUCUGUAGUUGAGGAGCCAGGGAUUCUCUUCUUUUCUUGGUAGAAUUUCUUUUCUCGUUUGUAUAUCUUGCUUGUAUAUCUUUUACAAUGUUUCUCUCAGUGUUGGCUUAUGAAAAUAGUAAAAGGCUAGAGGUCCACAUUGUCCUAUUCAGCUGGGAAUAACUAGAGGCUAGAACAUGCCUGGAAAAGAAGGAGAUCGCCACAAAGGGACAUGGGAAAGGAAGCAGACGUCCAGGGGCUCAGAGCUGGUAAUUGCGAAAGCGAGUUCCCAGUCCCAUUGAUAACAGAAGGGACUGCCAGAGGGCUUCAGCGACCGCUUUCCCACCAAGUGCCUCUUGCAGUGCCACGGCAUUUCACAUUUCUUAUGCACCGCAGCUUAUGAGGAGAGUAGGAGCUUCACCUCAAAGUCUUCAACAGGUGGUAUAUCUAUAAGGGAAAGAAAGAGGAUUCUCAAGCUCAAGAAGCGUGGAGAGAUGGAGGGCAGCGUGACCUCAGUGAUUUCUACCACUUUAAUCAUGUGCCUAGCAUUUACAGGGUUGGAUGGAGCCAAGUAUUCUCCCUGUGACCGGCUUACGUUUGACAACGAGGUCUACAACCACUGCAUACCGCUGUACAGGCAAAGAAUGGCAACCAGCAACUACCAGCUGGAAUGCCCUUGGCCCAACACUAAAGGGUAUUAUGUCCAACUGGACGACUGCGUGAAGAAAGCGAUAACCCGCUCCUUCUGCGGAGAACCCUCUCUGAAGAACGAUAUCUUCCUGAAGCUCCAUCAAACCUAUUUCCCCCUCUGCUUCUUCAUGCAGGACCCAGGCUUGCACGUCCUGCUGCUGCUCACGCUGCCCUGCAUCAUCAUCACCUUCCUCAUGCCCUUCUUCUGCGUGUGCCUCAAAGACUUCUGACUGUACCUCAGUUACUUCUGGACAAACCGAAUCGACAGGAAACCCACCCUGUUCUGGAUUGGAAGAUCUUUGGGGCUGUGGAGAGAAAAACACCUGGACAACUUAUCAACUUCUCAGCGUUUCACCGAAUGCAUUAAAAUGGACAAAAAAACACCAAACAAUCUGUGGACUAUGGGUUUUAGUUAGCUAGACUGUGGGCUGUCUUUGCAGUUAGAGCCUGUGCUGCCUUAUGUGUUUGCCGUUUCUGAAUAGAAGCACAUUUUGAACCUUUGUGUGACUGAACUGUUCUGGAAAGGUAAACACAGUCAUAUUGAAAAUUCAGGUCAGUCUAAUUAGACCCUUCGAGGUCCCAUUGCCGAACUCAUCACACCGUAUUUGUUUUUCACUGCAUUAAAGAGUCCAAGUUUUAUAUUUGUUAUAUUAGGAGUACUACUGAACUCUGUGACUGCUCUUCAUUAAAAAUCUGGCAACCUGUACAA